ACGGCCAAGUGUUUCUUUUUUAAAUUUUAAAUGUCAUUACAACACAUGUUGAAAGAUGCUAAUCCAUUCGUAAACUUGCUUAAAUUACGCGAAGCAAACAAUUUCAAAAUUGGCGGUAAACGUGUUCGAGCCGUUUGUCAUGCGUAGUAUUGUUUUGUUUUCUCCAGUCAUCAGCUGUUGUGUCAGUACAAAAUGGAAGCAGUAGUGUAGUUAUUAGUAUUGUGAUAGGAUUUACCAAGGUCGCUCUUUGUGUUGAAAGUGAACGAAAGAUUUCGCGUAAAACUGACAAACUGUUUAUUUAGCCAGUUACGAUUGCAACACAAGAGGUGUUGGAAAGAAUAACAUAAAUCGCACCUAAACGUACUCAUGACCAACACAAAUACUUCGUCCGAUUCAAAUGGUUCUGGGACGUUCUUUGUGAAUUUUAAUCAAGAUUGCACAUCACUCGCCGUUGGAAGUAAGGUCGGAUAUAGAUUAUACUCGCUGAGCGGCAUAGACUCGCUCGAACAAAUUUAUAGCAAUGCCACUGAAGAUACGUGCCUCGUCGAACGACUAUUCAGCAGCAGCCUGGUCGCGGUCGUCUCGCUCACCGCACCGAGGACGCUUAAAGUUUGCCACUUCAAGAAAGGGACGGAAAUAUGCAAUUACUCGUACUCGAACACAAUCCUAGCCGUCAAACUGAACCGGGCGAGGCUAGUCGUCUGUCUGGAGGAAAGCUUAUACAUUCACAAUAUACGAGACAUGAAGGUGUUACAUACGAUACGUGAUACGCCGCCAAAUCCUCAGGGGCUCUGUGCUCUUAGUAUAAAUAACGAUAACUGUUAUCUUGCAUAUCCUGGAUCGUCAACAAUCGGAGAGGUCCAAAUCUUUGAUGCCAAUAAUCUACACGCGAAGACCAUGAUACCCGCCCACGAAAGUCCCCUAGCGGCAUUAGCGUUCAGUCCGAACGGCACAAGAAUUGCCACUGCCUCGGAGAAGGGAACAGUCAUACGAGUGUUCUUGGUCGCGGACGGUACCAAGCUGUUUGAGUUUCGUAGGGGCGUCAAACGUUGCGUUGCGAUAUCGUGCCUCGCUUUCAGUAUGUGCUCCCAAUACUUAGGUUGUAGCAGUAAUACUGAAACUGUACACGUUUUCAAAUUGGAAGAACCCAAAGAUAGGUUAGGCUUGACAAAGUUUUUCAAAAUUUUUAGUCCUCGAAGAAGCGUGGAAGAAACCAGCUGGAUGGGCUAUCUGACAAACUACUUACCCACCCAAGUCACGGACGUUUUCAAUCAAGGACGGGCGUUCACGACCGCCCACUUGCCCUUUUACGGAGUACGAAACGUCAUCGCGAUCACCACAAUACAGAACCAAUUGCGGCUAUUGGUGGCGUCCGAGGGCGGCACCUUGUAUGUAUAUAAUCUGGACGGCAACGAAGGCGGCGAUCUAGCGUUACUGAAGCAGCAUCGCCUGGACGGGAAAAUUGAAGAGGCCCACAAACCUACGGAUAGCACCGCUGGCCGGUCGGAUCCUCAACCAAUCGGGCGCAAAGAUGGAGGCUCAGCAAUGCUAGGUAGCUACGCGGGGAUCGUGAAAGGGAACCCGCCGGGCCAAAUGUCAGGUACUGAUUCGGAGAAGUAUCGAGAAAUGUCCGCCGCCGUCGAAUCUCCGCCGAAGGGCGGCUUUCAGUUCCAUAACGAACAAGAGUAUCCACCUCUCGCCCAGAAAACGGACUGAGAGAUGGAUGACGACGAUCCAUUAAUUAUAGGUAAUGUAUUUAUAAUUGAUGAGCCUCAAUUCAGGUAUCAUCUUAUUUUUGGCACAGUUUUCCUUAUACAUGUGAUUGUUCGCAUUAGUGAAAAAAUUAUCUUUUAUUUGUUCGACUUAGAAGAAUGAUGUAUAGCUUUUCCUUUUCAUUUUUGUAUGUUUUGUAUAUGUCGCAAUAUAGUUCUUUUUUUGUAUUAAUAAAAGUGGUUUUAUAAUUUCUAUUUGCCGUUAUCAUCACACAAGGAGGUAAGAGAGAAUAAAUUAUUUUUGUCAAAUACCUUUUUGCUACUCGCAUAUACUGUUGACUAUAGAUUGAGUCAAUAUUUAGAGAUUUUUGUAAUAUUCGGGGCAUUACGCGAAGUGGAGUUAUUUUGUGUAUAAAGUAUUAGUGCUUUAUUCUUGUAUAAUUAAUUAUUUGUUUUCGCUUCAGGUCUCUUUAUUUGUAAAACUACCCAUAUCAACAAAUCUGUACAUUGUGUUGCUUAAGUAGACCUGAACGAUUUUUAAUUUAAUACAUGUCGAAUAAUAAUGCUGCCACCUGUUGUUUGUGGUUUAAGUUAGUGUCGAUGCAGUGCCUGUUGCACUGCUUCCAAUUCUGUUUGUGUACUUUUGGGAUGCAUUGUAACAACAACCACAAAGUACACUUUACUAGAAUAAAAUCUGUGAAAGGGUAGAAAAAGGUUAUAGUUUUGCAUGCGUUGUAAACUUAUAGAAGAAAACUAUGUGAGAUUUGGUGCCUAGUUUUUUUGUCCCGUACCGAGCAAAACUGUAACUAAAGUAUUGCAUAGUUUUAUCAUAAUUGUAGCUUAUUUAAAUGCAUACAAUAAACUUAUGCGCAUCUUCUAUGCCAUUUUAUGAAUUUGUAUAUAUGUUAUUUAUUUUGUGUGAUAAAAGUAGUACUGCGAAGUAUUCCUCAUCCCCCUUAAUUACCAAAUGGCUCACAGCUUUAAGCUUAUUUUUUAUACAUAAAGAUGUGAGUGUAUUUAUAUGGUAUGCGAAAUAAUCCAUGCACUUUGUAUAUAAUAUGGAAAAAUUAGAAAAAAGAAUGUUUGAAUGAUUGUUCAUAAUAACUUUAGUUUGCAAUACUUGUACUUUUUUUAAUAAAUCGAUUUAGGUAUG
Photinus pyralis (common eastern firefly) is the source of this 2865-nucleotide messenger RNA. RefSeq names its product WD repeat domain phosphoinositide-interacting protein 2. Gene Ontology annotation, cellular component: extrinsic component of membrane; cytosol; phagophore assembly site membrane. Lineage: Eukaryota; Metazoa; Arthropoda; Insecta; Coleoptera; Lampyridae. The record is from RefSeq and is a predicted model, not a curated record. Gene Ontology annotation, molecular function: phosphatidylinositol-3,5-bisphosphate binding; protein binding; phosphatidylinositol-3-phosphate binding. The transcript is spliced from 8 exons. Gene Ontology annotation, biological process: protein lipidation; autophagy of mitochondrion; nucleophagy. The coding region runs from base 367 to 1716 and encodes 449 amino acids.